AGGUAGCGGCCGUGGUGGCGGAGGUUGACCAGCAGGCAGCUCUCAGACAGCCUUACACCUCCCUAGCUGGCAGACGGAACACCAUGAGAGCUACAGUGGUCACCAUUCUUCUGCUGGGAGUCCUUCAUGGAGCUGUUGGGUUCCUGUGCUAUAGCCGUGACUUUGGCGAUGACAACACUGGUUUGGUAUUCUGCCCAUCCGGUUCCUGCUUUUCUGUUGGAGGCAGCUUCUUAGGGAAGUCUGACUCCAAGAAAGGGUGUUCUGAGAAAGCCUAUCCUUUCGGCUGUCAAGGAGUGGGCCUGCCAGGAUUUCUUUCAGAACACACCUGUUUCUGCAAUAGUAUCCUUUGUAAUUCUUCAACCAUGCCCUCUGUUCUUGUGCCUCUUCUGAUACUCCCUUACCUCCUCCAGAAGCUCCUGUAGGGCACUGGAAAAUACAAUGCCAAAUGUGGUCAGAAGAACUAUACAGCAUUUAAUAGAAAUGGAUAAAUUAGAUUGGUUAAAGAUAAAUUGGUUAAAGUUAACAGAUACAUUAAAGAUUUACUUGUUUCUUUGUUGACCAGUUUUGAAUGUAUCAACAGUAUUCUAUGAAAUUUAAUUUUUUAUACAAAAAACUUCUCUAACCCUUGAACUGUGUAUUAAAUGUGGGGCCAAUUUUAAAAGGCUGGAAGUGAAAAAUAAAUAUUUAAGUUUUAACAUUGAAUAAUAGUUUAGAUUUAUCAUGGUUCUGUAACUAGUAGAGAUGUUACGUAUUUCUUUAGUGAAUUACUUUCUACUUAUGAGGAACAAAUUAAUCUAAAUAAAAAAUCACAUUCUACUGCCUAAAAUUUUAAAAUUCACAGUAUCUUGGUUUAUAGUUUAUGUAUAUUACUGUUGAUAAAUUCUUCAUACUAUACUACGGUACUAUAAAAAAAAUUCCAAUUAGUUGCGAUGAGUCAAAUGUCAGUGGUACAGGCUGUCUGUAUUUUCAGUUUCUAACUCUGGAUCCAUUGCCACUAUGCAUGCAAGACUAGGUCGCCAGCAUUUCAUUAUAUGCAAGUCUGUUGAAUGCAAGAUUGGAUUACUUGCACACUGUUGCAUGAAAAAUCAGGUCACUAUUACGUGAAGAUCAGAUUACCUGUACCUGAAAAACCUUGCAUAUACUGUUGGAAAUUACUAAAAGAACAUUGUUAUAUUUUUGUUUAUUAUUAUUAUAGCGUUCACAUUCUAUAAUGUAAUUUAUAUUCACUAGAUAAAUAUAUUUUACAUGUUUUUAUAAUGGUAAUUUGAUUGCUGUAGUUACUAGUUUACCAGUAUAACAGUAGAUACAAUAGUUACUAUACACUGAUAUUGAAAGUUUUAAGUCUUUGAUGGUUUUGGUAUUGAAGAAUUAUUUAAAAAAUGUCUUGACUGGGUAAAUUGUGUAGGUAUAAGUUAUCAGUGUUGACAAUAAUAGGGUUGUGCUGUGCCUGGAAGUAUUCUUGAUUUAUAAGACAAGUGUCAAGCAACUCUGAUGGGUGUAGUUUGACCAAUUAUUAUCCUGCAAGACCUCAUGUUAUCUCUUUUAGCUGGUUCAUUUUGUCUAUUAAUAGAAGAAUCACAUGUUCUGAAAGUCCAUUCAUAUAGUGUAUUCUAAAUGUUUGUUUUUAUGAAGCAGUACUGCUAUGCAAACAUAAGCUGUUAAUAAUUUAGGUACUGACCUACUUUUACAUUUAAGAAUUGAUUGAAUGUGCUGGAAUUUGUAAAUACUGUAGAGGAAUUAGAUUGAGGUCACCGUGGUAAUUGUUGCCUUGUGAGUCUACACACUUCUACUGGCAUUCCUACAGAUUUUGUAAUUUAUACAGUACUUUAUUUUUAGUUAAGAGUGCACCUGUCACACUUGUUUGGUAACCAGAGUGUUCUCAAAUACUGUACUUUGAUUUGUAAUAAUUUUUAAAUUAAAGAGAAAAAUAACAAAGAA
Molecule: messenger RNA, 1938 nt
Organism: Procambarus clarkii (red swamp crayfish)
Lineage: Eukaryota; Metazoa; Arthropoda; Malacostraca; Decapoda; Cambaridae
Source: RefSeq, a predicted model, not a curated record